Molecule: messenger RNA, 2343 nt
Organism: Amoebophrya sp. A25
Lineage: Eukaryota; Dinophyceae; Syndiniales; Amoebophryaceae
Source: the annotation of a GenBank genome assembly
AAGAUUAGGUGGACAAACGACUAGCAGGUUAGUGUAGUGUAGGGCUCAAGAAAUAGAGCAGGAGUUUCUUAAACAUCACUACAACUGUAUUACGCCUUCGAAUAGUAAUCCACCUCUUGACUGCACCAUUUAACAAGAAGACCAAAAAAAAUGUUCUUCGCAUCUCGCACUGCCGGACCUUACCAACAGGCUCCAACAAGUUCUAGUACAACUGCCUUGGGUCCUCUUGGUCUAGGCCUAGGAGGCGGUGGCUCUCUCGCAGGUGCGUCGUCGUCCUCCUCUUCGGUUAGUAAGGCAGUUGCAGCGGAGAUCGAAAGCUAUCAGAUGGAGAUUAGGAGGUGGCGGAAACAUUGCGAGUCUAUCGAUAGCGAACUGGCGGAGGCGAAAAAGACCCAUAAAAAUCGGUCAGAGCAAGAACACCAAGUAUGAGGCCGCUUGUUAGGUGUGAAGAUUUAGAAAGCUCGUUCUUGCAACACAGAAAUAUUCGAAAACUCAAAAUAACCGAGUUACUGACUGAAAUAAGGGAGGUAGCUUAACGCCAAUUCUACUCUUCCUUCUCAUCAGUAUCUCGGUUAUUCUGAUCAGUUACUUGCUUAUUUCAGUUUUUCGAAUAGAUUAAGGAUUAACCCUUCCGGGAAUCCCUCUACUUGAAAGUCAUCUUGGACCCGUUUCCCCCUUACACGGAGGUCCAAGAUGACUUUCAAGUAGAGGGAUUCCCGGCAGCUCUAAUCCUGACCUUCUACAGGCGAGUCAUGUCGAAUCUUCAUCUCGACGUAGUUAUUUUUAUCUUCGUUCAACAUUGACUAAAAAGACGCCUUCCUUCAUCUACGCGAAAAUAAUACACCUCUUCUACUAUGCAACUCUAUGUUGAGCAUAUAAUUUCUAUACCUCCAAGAAGAACAUCUUAGACUCGUCCCAACAUCUUCAUUCCUCCUUCUCUUGGAUACCCGUAUUCGCGCUGAGGCAGCUGAACAGCAGGCUUUGGAGCUGCGACAACAGUUGGAAAAACUUCGAGACGGAAGCAAGAUUGCCAAACAACAACAGCAAGCGAGAGUUUUAUGAACAUCAAUGUGACAUCUGUUGAAUUUAUUUUUACAUGAUCCAGUACUUCAUGCUACAUGUAAUACACAAGCACACGCCUCGGCCGCCUCUGAUGAGAAGACCUCCAGGGCUGUUGGACGACACGCGGCGCCUUACUAUCUUAGCUUGGCCAUUACUAUAAUUCUGUACUUAUAUACUUUUUACCUAUCCUUACUUUUUCUUCCUAGUUAGCUUGGCUCCACCCGUAUUAUUAAGUAGGUUAACAAUAUAAAUCUAUUUUUACAUGAUCCAGUACUUCAUGCUACAUGUAAUACUGAAUGCUGGAACUCCACUAUGCGGACGCCGGUCUCGUGGUGUCGCUUCACGACGCUGACUCGCACAGGAGCCUUUCCUCGUCCCCCUCUAAAAGCCCAACUGAUGCGGCAAAUCGCUCUGACAGACGAGCUAAAACGCGAAACCGCAAGGCUAAGGCAGCAACUAGCAGAGAGACAAGACGAGAUAGCCGCUUUCGACGCCCAGUCGGCAAAGCUAGAGAUCCGAGUCUCUGAAGCCAUGAAAGCGGUUCGGGAAGCCUUCAAUGCUUUCCAAGACGAGGAAAAGAAGAGUGAGUCCCUUGCCAAACAGCUACAAAGUGUUAAGGAUCGAGGGAUGGAGGUACCUACUUACUCUGUUAUGUUGAUUUAGCUCCUGCUGCGUCGUGCACAUUCAUCACCUAGUACAACGUCGUAGAACAAGUCGAAUAGACUCAAGGAGCUCAACAAAGAACAAAACCUUUCUCACAUUCAGUAAAGCCCAGAGCAGGACUCGACGCUGUUACUUCUCAUGGAUUUAUCAACAUUGAACAUCAGGAGAAAGCUCUCUGGGCGAAAGAACGAACUGCGUUGUUAAAAAAAGUGGAAGCAGGAAACGCCAGAGAAGUGAAAGGUGACUUGGUGAACAUCCUUCAAAAGCAAGUCCAAUCCUUGCAAUCUCGAUUACUUUUAGCAGUGGGCCGCGAAGGAGCAGGGGAUGGAGACGGAGAAGUGCAACAGAAGCGGUCGACUAGUAGACGUAGGAGCUCAAGAACGUUGACAUCCUGAGGAAAAAUGGACUAACGUUGACACCCUAAACUGAGGAGCUCAAGAAUAGAAGUUAGCACGAAUUUAAUCGAAACUACGUAAAUAGGAGUUGCAGUUCUUGUAACUGCUCUAUUAUAAGUAACACUUAUGCCACUUUUAUCUCAAAUUUUACUAUUACAACCUGGGCGGAAGAAAAACGAUGUACUAUGUCGAAAAUGUAGUUGUACUUCUUGAUCUUGAUGAU